This is a messenger RNA of Baudoinia panamericana UAMH 10762, 1655 nucleotides long. RefSeq lists its product as uncharacterized. The transcript has 5 exons. Gene Ontology annotation, cellular component: ESC/E(Z) complex. Gene Ontology annotation, biological process: negative regulation of transcription by RNA polymerase II. The record is from RefSeq and is a predicted model, not a curated record. Bases 1 to 1377 code for a protein of 458 amino acids. Gene Ontology annotation, molecular function: nucleosome binding; protein binding. NCBI's taxonomy places the organism in Eukaryota, Fungi, Ascomycota, Dothideomycetes, Mycosphaerellales, Teratosphaeriaceae.
AUGGCGCCGUCAGUGCCAUUCGGUGACAUCUUCCCAACAUUGCUGUGCUGUACCAAGCUUGUCGACAAUGCCCGGCUCUAUGACGUGAAGUUCUACCCUUACGCCACGACUGAUGACGAGCAAGUCUUUGCGGUCACCGGAUCCUCUCAUGUCUUCGUCUGUCGCGCAAACUUGGAAGGAGAUCCGCCAUUUGACGUGCUCAGAUGGUUCCGCAAUGAAACGAAAGGCGACUCCUUCAACAGCCUAGCAUGGACGAAGGACCCAAUCACCGGCAGUCCGCAAAUCUGCGUCGCCGGUGAGAAACCCAAGCAGAUCCAGAUCCUCGACGUAGUAUCCGGACAAUGCGUCCGGACGCUCGCUGGCCACGGCAACGAAAUCAACGACCUCGCCAUCUCCCCGCUCAACCCAAACUUACUCGCUUCCGCAUCAGCAGACUACACGAUCCGGCUCUGGCACCUCUCACCCGAAUACGAAGUCCAACCUUGCGUCGCCAUCUUCGCAGGCGAAGGCCACCGUCAACACGUGCUGGCCUGCCAUUUCCACCCAAACGGCAAAUGGAUGCUCACCGCCGGCGGCGACACUGCAGUCUGUCUCUGGGCCGUCCCCAACGAGAAAGAGCUCGACGACCAUCGCCAGCAGUCGAGCCGGCCCAGCCAUCCCAAUCCAAAAGUCGUUUACUACCCUCACUUCCAUUCCACGGAAGUUCACUCGCUUUACGUCGACAGCGUAGCUUUCUACGGCGACCUUAUCCUCUCCCGCUGCGCUCGCGACGCGGGUGCGAAGGAUAAAGCCAAUGAGAUCCUGCUGUGGCGAAUUGACGGCUUUCACUCCGACGACGAGCCGCCGGCCGAACCACCAAUCCCCACUCCGGGAGUGUGGACACGCUCGUCAUUUCAUCACGACAAGAGCUCAAGAGGCUUUCAGCGCCUGCUUACCUUCGACAUGCCAAGCACCUCGCGCUUUUACUCGCGCUUCGGCCUGCUACAUCGGAAGGGUAUGCGGCCGAUGCUCGCGAUGGGCAAUGAAGCGAGUAAGUACCUGUUCUGGGAUUUGCAGAAGUUGGAGGAAGGCUGGGAUCCGGAUGAAGACAAGAAUAAGGCCAAGAAGCCCAGAGGCAGAAAGAAGAUGGGCGCGAAUGCAGUCAACGCGACUGACCCAAGCUCCACAUCCAUUUCUGCGCCGCCUGAGCGCAAAUACGAUCUGAGCGACCCUUUCGUGCCGCUGAAAGCGCACCACUCCGUCAUCGCAGCCACUGCGCUUUCGGCACGUCGACAUUUCGGCACGAUGCAGGUUGCGUGGAGUCCUGAUGGGAAGUGGAUGGUUGGGGUAGGUGACUUCGGCAUGAUGUGUGUCUUCCAUCGGGACGUUGUGAGCUGAGAGAUAAGGCACGCAAUGCUGCAGUGCAUACUGAAAUGGCGAUGGAGCGGCUGGGGUCGUGCGCUUUUUGGAGCCGAACCUUGACGUCUCUCAACGUCCGGUGAAGAAGAGCUACCCUUAGCGCCGAUGGAGCUGAUUGUGGCGAUCUAGAUCUGCAGAGUUGGCGAACAUGCCGGGUGAGCGCGCGCAUGCAAUUUUGAAAGGGGAGGUACAAGCAUGGAGAGCCUGCGGUGUGCGUUGAUCGUAAAGCAAUGUAGCUCAAAAGUGGCGUACGCUUU